Aspergillus nomiae NRRL 13137 is the source of this 1048-nucleotide messenger RNA. RefSeq names its product NRDE family protein. Gene Ontology annotation, biological process: Golgi organization; protein secretion. Lineage: Eukaryota; Fungi; Ascomycota; Eurotiomycetes; Eurotiales; Aspergillaceae. The record is from RefSeq and is a predicted model, not a curated record. The coding region runs from base 86 to 1048 and encodes 320 amino acids. The transcript has 2 exons. Gene Ontology annotation, cellular component: Golgi apparatus.
AACUGGUAGCUGCCCCUCCAAGCAGCACCAUACCCUUGUCUCAAACACACGUACGAUAACGACUUGACGCUACCGAACCGUUAGAAUGUGUAUUGCAUUAAUAUCUACAGCCCAUCCGACUUAUUCGCUUAUUGUUAUCGACAACAGGGAUGAAUACCUCCGUCGACCAACCGCCCCGGCUGAUUGGUGGCCCGAAUCAAAUUCCAAUAUAUUAGGUGGCCGGGACCUAGCACGAGCUACACAAGGAACAUGGAUGGGAGUUACGAAGGAGGGAAAGAUUGCUGUUUUAACGAACUAUCGUGAAGAUACGUCCGAGAAGGCUACCGGCACACAAAGUCGCGGGGCUAUCGUCAACGGCUGGCUUACGGUCGCCCCUGAGCCUAAAGAGUCUACUCGGGACUUUGCGCAGAGGAUGGUAGCAAGUGCCACGGCGAGAAAUGUCGGGGGAUUUAGCCUGGUGUGCGGCUAUGUGGACGAGCCAUUGGCUGUGAUCUCCAACCGCUCGUCCAAUAUGGACCAAGUCACCUGGCUGGCGACAGAAGAGGGACAGACGGUGGGAUUAAGCAACACGCAUUUUGAUGAUCGCUCCUGGCCAAAGAUAAUCGAUGGCGAGAAGCUGAUGAUUGAAGUUAUCCAGGCACACGUGGAGGCUCGAGAGGAUGAAGAUCAACUCAUCGAUAGGUUACUUGGGUUAUUAAGCAAGGAUACGCUCCCUAACCUUUCCGAAGGCGCAACUGCGGAAGACUAUCUCCCGCACUUUAGGAAGAGUAUUUUCAUUCCCAAGCUUGGGACCAAAGAGCAACUCACGAGGCCAGCUGAUGGUGUAGCCACGGCUUGUGCUGAGGGAAAGGCGACUAGUGCUAAGCAGGGCGAUGAGCUGGACCAGUCAUACUUGCAUGGUGCGUACGGGACCCAGAAGCAGACCGUUAUCCUUGUUAGUAAAGAUGGACGGGUGAGGUAUUUUGAACGCACCCUUUAUGACAAUGAGGUGAACGCUAUUCCACUUGGCAACGGAGACCGAUCGUACGAGUUCCAAGUAACCCAAUAA